This is a messenger RNA of Xyrauchen texanus (razorback sucker), 2471 nucleotides long. RefSeq names its product homeobox protein XHOX-3-like. Gene Ontology annotation, molecular function: DNA-binding transcription factor activity, RNA polymerase II-specific; RNA polymerase II cis-regulatory region sequence-specific DNA binding. The transcript has 3 exons. The coding region runs from base 638 to 1465 and encodes 275 amino acids. The record is from RefSeq and is a predicted model, not a curated record. Gene Ontology annotation, cellular component: nucleus. Gene Ontology annotation, biological process: regulation of transcription by RNA polymerase II. Lineage: Eukaryota; Metazoa; Chordata; Actinopteri; Cypriniformes; Catostomidae.
CCAUUGUAUUCACGGUUAGCAAUAUUGUGUUUUCUGUAUCAUUCAAUUCCAGUUAUCAUUCAAAAUUCACGAUAAGUUAAAACACAUGUUGUUCAACAUUUGAAAACGUAAAACAAACUCAUAUACACACAUUCAAGUAGAAAAAUUAGGCCACGACUCACAUAUAUUCAGACAAUUCUGAAAUUAACAAUUUUAACAAUACACAAUGAUGACAUUACAGCACGGCCCAAAUAAUUACAACUUUAGACUGACUAUAAAAUAAAAUAAAAUUCACUUGACAUUUGAUAUCAAACUAAAAUAAAUACAGAAUAUACAAAUGCAUAUUUACACACCAGAAGACAUAAAAACAACAACACGUUUUUUUUGACAGAGUCAAAACUAACACCUUUACAAGUUUUCUUAUCUUUCAGAAACGUCAAGAAUUUUUCGUCAAAACGAAUUCAUUUACACCUUCAGGUGUUUUUUUUUUUUUUUUGAGACAGUGAAAAGUUCGAAACACAGCAACAUUUCAUGUAAACAUUGAGAGUAUUUAUUUGUAUUUAUUUAUAUAUUUAUUGAUUUUUAUUUGUUUAUUUUUUGCCAAAGCCGAAACACAGGAUGCUCCCUGUCUCAUGACCAAUGGCAAGUCUUUGACGAAAUGAGAAAAGCCCAUAAUCUUCAUUCCCUCUGUUAUGCGGAACAAACGCAUACAGGACUGGAAACGGGUUCGCCGAACCAUGGCAAAGAAAUUGGCGUGGACAACAGUAAGUUGGGUUCAGGCCCAGGGGCUCUAAACUACGCUUCUGACCAGAUGCGACGGUAUCGAACAGCUUUCACGAGAGAGCAGAUAACACGACUGGAGAAAGAGUUUUACCGGGAAAAUUACGUGUCCAGGCCACGUAGGUGCGAGUUGGCGGCUACCUUAAAUUUACCGGAAACAACCAUCAAGGUUUGGUUUCAGAACCGUCGCAUGAAGGACAAGAGACAGCGGCUGGCGAUGACUUGGCCGCAUCCUGCAGACCCCGCCUUUUACACCUAUAUGAUGAGCCAUGCUGCAGCCACAGGCAGCCUGCCCUAUACAUUUCCAUCACAUCUUCCUCUACCUUACUACUCUCCCCUCAGCGGUGUAACUGCAAGUUCCGUCUCUGCCACCGGGGGUCCAUUUUCCAACCCUCUGCGCUCGCUGGACAGUUUUCGGGUUCUUUCGCAUCCAUAUCCGCGUCCUGAGCUGCUGUGCGCCUUCAGACACCCAUCACUGUACCCCAGCCAGGGUCAUGGUCUUGGUCCCGGGGGAAGUCCAUGCUCCUGCCUUGCCUGUCAUGCUGCCAGUCAGUCAAAUGGUCUCCCACAGAGGUCCAACAACGCAGAUUUUUCGUGCUCGCCCACGACCAGGACUGAGGCCUUCCUAACGUUCUCUCCAGCAGUCCUAAGCAAAUCAUCUUCAGUCUCGGUGCACCAAAGGGAGGAAGUGCCACUGACCAGAUAAGACUAGCAAAAGGCUACGGAUUCUUCGAUUACUAUCCCGAUCAGCUUUGGGCACUUUGGCAAUAUUUAAUAAGUUAACGCAUGAACGACCCAAAGCACCAUGCACAACACAAAAGCAACCUGCUGAUAAGGUUUCAAUCUGUGGAUGUUUUCCAGUUGAGAAGCUAUUUAUUGUGCAAAAAGAGCCUACUUUUAACACUGAUAGGUGACGGACUUUUAGUUUAAAUAAUCUUUGGGGGAAGUAGAUAUUAAUAAAAGAUAUAUCAUAUUUAAGCAUAUAAAUUUGAAGGAUAUCCCAUCUACAAAAUGUGAUUUAGGAAAUGUAUUUGUAAAUCGGAAUGACUUGAGGAUAGCGCAAAGGCUUUCUCAAAAUGUAUACUCUCAUACUCCGUACAAAUUGACCCAUAUGCAGUUUCUUUCACAUUAAAACCAUGUUUUUCAUCUUGCUUUUUUAACAAGGGGAUUUGUUAACAGAGCAAGUUUGGCUCAUUAUUUAACUCCUCCACGAACGCCCGGUCCCGGUAGCACAACGAAUUGUGCAGAUGCGAGGGAAAUGAAGGAGUGAUGUAUUCGGAAGGGAAUUAUUUUGAAUGUUGAAUUAAUGAUAAUGCUGCACGCCCAGAGACUUGUCUGCCAACCCGGUAACAAGGCGCCAGGGGACCGGAUUAAGAAGUUCCAUGCGAGGCUUGCUGGCUAGACGGGUGACGAUGUGCUAGAGAUCCAUUGCACAAACAUGCGGCAAAUCUCACCAGCAUAACAUCAGCAGAAUGCUUUUACCAACACCUCCAUACCGUGCUAUCUCCUUGCUUUCGUAUCACCAUCUUUCAGGCAGUUAUCAAUGGCCUACAAAAUGAUAAAUCAAACAAAAAUGAUAACGUUGGUAUUUAUGGAUAUCAGACAUGGCAUUAUUUAUUGGUCGUAUUUGUUGUAAUGUAUUUACUUUUUUGUAUUUAAAUUCAAUUAUUGUAUCAUCCAGUAUUCGUUUUUGUAUUAAUGUUCACACUCGA